Messenger RNA from Diaporthe batatas, 1512 nucleotides. RefSeq lists its product as uncharacterized. The coding region runs from base 1 to 1512 and encodes 503 amino acids. NCBI's taxonomy places the organism in Eukaryota, Fungi, Ascomycota, Sordariomycetes, Diaporthales, Diaporthaceae. The record is from RefSeq and is a predicted model, not a curated record. The transcript has 2 exons. Gene Ontology annotation, molecular function: oxidoreductase activity, acting on paired donors, with incorporation or reduction of molecular oxygen; iron ion binding; monooxygenase activity.
AUGGCCAUUUUAAGUGUUUGGCAGUACGCCGGGGCGGCAGGAAUUAUUACGGUCCUGCUCAUCCUCAAAUAUGUGUUUGGGGAAAACAAGGCUCUGGCACACGUGCCGAAUAUCCGUUUCAAGGGGAGCAAUUCUAUCAAGAGAUAUUUGUUCGAGGCCGACCAGCUGCUUCAUGAGGGGUACACCAAGCUCCGCAGCGCCAUAGACCCGACUAAACAAGUCGUUGUUCUCCCCCUGAAGUAUCUAAAUGAAGUCAAAACCGCUCCCCAGGACAAGUUCAGUUUCCCCAAGUUCUCGCGCGAGUCCUUCCGAGUGCACACAAACCAUGCGCCGCUCAUCACCGAGGAGGCACAGAACUCGAUGAAAGCAGAGCUGCCCAAGAACCUGGGGCCCAUGAUCGGGGCUCUCCAAGACGCUUCGGCCAUCGCCAUCCAUGACUCGGGGCUUAUUCCGGACUGUUCGGCGGGGUGGACGAAAGUGAAGCCCUUUGAGGCUAUUACGGUCGCCAUCAUCCGGAUGGCACACCGCGCCCUUGCCGGUGCCGAGCUGGGGACCAGCGAGGACUGGGUCCACACCGUCAGGCAGUACCUGCAAAAGACAAACGAUGCCAUCGUGAGCAGCAACAUCUUCUUCCCUGGGCCGCUGGGGUACUUCGCGCCGUUUCUGGACCCUAACGUGCGGGCCGUCGCGCAGAUCCUAAAGAGCUGGGCGAAGCUGCUACAGCCGACAUAUGAACAGAAGCUCGCCCUAGCAGAGGCGGGCCGCGGCAAAGGAGAGACGGACGGCCUCGACUGGCUCAUGGCAGCGGCGAAGCAGGGCCCCAAGGACAUCGACGGGAUGAUCAACGACCUGGGCUUCCUGACCAUCGCCUCGGUCGAGACAACAGCCAGCACGAUCCUGAACAUCCUGUACGACCUCGUGGACAACCCACCCUUCCUUGGCCGCGUCAUGGACGAGAUCAGCACCGUGCAGGCGGCCCACGGCCCGCGGUGGACCAAGGGGUCCCUCGACGCGCUCGAGUACCUCGACAGCCUGAUGAAGGAGAGCCAGCGCCUGCGCCCGCUGGGCAUGGGCGCCGUGCACCGGUCCACGGGCCAGACGGUGACCUUCAAGGACGGGCUCUCCAUCCCGCCCGACACGCAGGUCCUCUUCCCCACGCACGAGAUCUGCCACGACGACGACUUCUACCCGGACGCGGGGACGUUCGACCCGGAGCGGUGGCUCAAGAUGCGCCGCGCGAGCCCGGCGGACCACAGCAGGUUCCAGUUCUCGUACAUCUCGGACACGUACGUCACCAUGGGCGCGGGCACCCACGCCUGCCCGGGGAGGGCGCUUGCGAGCGCCGAGAUCAAGCUUAUUCUUGUGCAUAUGCUCCAGCGGUGGGAUAUGCGGUAUGGGACUGCUGAUGGAAGGAGGCCUGCUGUUGUGCCUAUCGCGUUUUCGCGGAUUCCUGACGCCAAGGCGGAUAUGUUGUUUAGGGAGAAGGAGGAGUGGAGGGAGCAUAAUUGUUGA